Molecule: messenger RNA, 1015 nt
Organism: Rotaria sordida
Lineage: Eukaryota; Metazoa; Rotifera; Eurotatoria; Philodinida; Philodinidae
Source: the annotation of a GenBank genome assembly
GACCAAACCUGCCAAAAAUUAAAUUUUUUGCUCUUUUUGGAUUUUGCAGUGAUCAGUUUAUGUUUUUGGGGAUAUUUGCUACUCUAGACAUUCUUAACGAACAGUAAAUUUGUAUUUGAAAAAGAACAUAUCUAUGAAUUUGACACAAAUUGCCCUAUAUUUCAGCAUUAGAGUAAAACAUUUUCAGGUCAGUCUAGCUUUAGAAAAUAGCCUAUCACAAACCGGAAAUAUCUUCAGUCGUAGUCAUUAUUAUUACGAUAAGUCAAUCAUUUCUUGUUGUAUCUUUCGACGACAUUUCUUUUUUAGGAGUUAUGAUGAAAGUUCGUGUUAUAAUCAUAGAAUAUCAUUUAAUUAUAUUCAUCAUAUUGGACAAUAUAUAUUGAGUGAUCUUGCUGGUAUUUAUACAUGUGGUCUUUUAAAUGGAACAUUAAUUAUAAAUAAUGUUUUACAUGAUAUUUAUGGAUAUUUUUUGUAUGAUUGGGGUCUUUAUUUAGCUGAUGGAACUUCACAAUUAAUGAUAACAAAUACAAUUGUUUAUAAUACAGGUUCAGCUGCUUUAACUAUGAUUUAUGGUUUUAAUAAUACAUUUCAAAAUAAUAUUCUUGCUCGAUCAAGUAAUCAAAGUGAUGGUGCUCUUUCAUUAUAUCGUCGUGAAUCACCUAAUCAUUUAUCAUUUACUUUUCGACAUAAUAUUAUUUAUGAUAUUGUGAAUGAAAGUGGACGUUGGAUAUUUCAAGUUCAAGCACCAGAUCCAUUUUCAUCACCUUUUGUAAUUAUGGAUUAUAAUUGUUAUUUUAAUACGUAUGGAAAUAUGAUGAUUUUUGGUCUUGGAAGACUUGUUUUUAGUGAAUGGCAAGAAACGAAUCAUGAUAUGAAUAGUUUCAUAACAGAUCCACUUUUUAUUCAUGCUGAAAGUCAAUGUAAUUUUUUUAAUAUUAGUAUUGGUAGUCCAGCUGUCAAAAACCUAGGUUUUAUACCAAUUAAACAAUUAUUUCAAUGGAAGUCUGGAUGUUAA